AUGCCGUUGUUGAAAUGCUCGAAAGAAGAAUUGAAUCUUGGGGCAGUAUUGUUAGGCGGCCAAUCAUUCAGAUGGAAAAAAUUGGUAACAAAUGAUGAAAAUAUCGCUCCUGCAUCAGAUGACAUAUUUUUUGGUGUUGCUAAACAUCGAGUAUGGAAAAUAUGGCGCGAGAAUGAUGAACAAUUAGGUUACGAAGUGUUGGCAAAGUUUUCAAAAGCUCGUAGCAACGACUUGGAUGUCCUCAAAGAUUAUUUCCAGCUUGAUAUUGAACUGAUGCCAUUAUAUAAGUUAUGGGCUGAAAAUGACAAAUAUUUCGCUCAUCUUCUCGAAAAUCAUCGGACAAAAUUGGAAGGAAUUCGUGUUCUUGGACAAGAUCCAUUAGAAACUGUUUUUGCUUUCAUUUGUUCUGCAAAUAAUCAUAUCCGACGUAUCACAAAUAUGGUUGAGACAUUGUGUGAGCUGUACGGUGAAAGCGCUAUUAUUCCUUGUUCGAAUGGUAUGAAAACAUUUUAUGAUUUUGCUGAUCCAAAACGCAUGACCGAUGAUCCUGAAUUGGAAAAAGUAUUGCGAAUUCGUGGAUUCGGUUAUCGCGCUCUAAACAUUGCACUUGCUUCUAAAACACUCGAAGAUAACGGGGAACAAUUUCUGGAAAAUUUAUCGAAGGGUACUUACGAAGAUGCAAUGGAAGAGCUUCAACAAAUGCGAGGAAUUGGCGCGAAGGUUGCAGACUGCAUAUGUUUAAUGGGAUUACGCAUGCAUUCCGUUGUACCAAUUGAUACGCAUACCUUACAAAUUACAGCAGAAAAUUAUUUGCAAACAUUACAGCAAAGAAAAUCUUUACAAGGAAAGGAUCGGCAACAAGUUGCAGCUGUUUGGCAAGAAAAGUUUGGCCCAUAUGCUGGUUGGGCACAAGCUGUUUUAUUCACAGCACAUCUGCGACAGAUGAAUAUCAGACAAUCGACAAAGAAGAGAUUAUCAAAAAAAAAAGCAGUAAAGCUAUAA
Messenger RNA from Brugia malayi, 1002 nucleotides. Its product is annotated as Helix-hairpin-helix motif family protein. The transcript has 7 exons. Gene Ontology annotation, molecular function: 8-oxo-7,8-dihydroguanine DNA N-glycosylase activity; damaged DNA binding. The record is from RefSeq and is a predicted model, not a curated record. Lineage: Eukaryota; Metazoa; Nematoda; Chromadorea; Rhabditida; Onchocercidae. Gene Ontology annotation, biological process: base-excision repair, AP site formation; base-excision repair; nucleotide-excision repair. Gene Ontology annotation, cellular component: nucleus. Bases 1 to 1002 code for a protein of 333 amino acids.